CAGGAAGAGACUGACUUAUUUCUGUCAUACAGACUCACUUCUCUCUCAACAAAAGCUAUAAGGAUCAAUAGAAAAGGAGGAGAAACUCUUUAAAGAAGGAUUUCUGAGAACUGUGUUUGUAAACAGACAGCAGAUCUUUCUGAUUCUUAUGAUUCAUCAUUUUUUAAACUGUCUUUCAGAAAGUGAAAGUAAAGUUUAGAUCGCAGGAGCUCAAACAGGAAAAAUGGCUUCACUAUCUGAAGAAGAUUUUUCUUGUCCUGUGUGUCAUGAAAUCUUCAAGGCUCCUGUUAUUUUAUCAUGUAGUCACAGUUUCUGUAAAGAGUGUCUCCAACAGUUCUGGAGAAUCAAGGGAACUCAGGAGUGUCCUGUCUGCAGGAGAACAUCCUCAAAUAAUCAUCCUCCUAUUAAUCUUGCAUUACAAAACUUGUGUGAGUCAUUUCUAAAGGAAAGAAAAGAAAGGCAUUCAUCAAGAUCUGGGGAAGUCUGUAAUUUACAUGGUAACAAACUGGAGCUCUUCUGUCUGGAGGACAAACAGCCGGUGUGUUUAGUGUGCAGAGAUUCGGAGAAACACGACAAUCACAAAUUCAGACCCAUCGCUGAAGUUGUGUCAUCAUACAAGGAGGAGCUCAAUACAGCAAUGAAGUCUUUACAAGACAAACUAAAACACAAUGAAAAUAUAAAAGAAGAGUUUGAGAAAACAGUUCAACACAUCAAGUCUCAAGCUGAUCACACAGAGCGUCAGAUUAAACAGCAGUUUGAGAAGCUUCAUCAGUUUCUCAGAGAUGAAGAAGCUGCUACAGUCACUGCACUGAGAGAGGAAGAGGAGCAGAAGAAGAAGAUGAUGGAGGAGAAGCUGGAGGAGAUCAACACACACAUCUCAGCUCUUUCACACACAAUCAAAGACACAGAGGAGAUGAUGAAAGACAGUGACCUCUGCUUUCUGAAGAAGUUUCCAGUCUCGAUGGAAAGAGUCCAGAUCUCAUCACAGCCGGAUCCACAGACUCCUUCUGGAGCUCUGAUUCAUGUGCCACGAUACUUGGGAAACCUGCCCUUCAGAGUCUGGAAGAAGAUGCAGGACAUCGUCCAGAACACUCCUGUGAUCCUGGAUCCAAACACGGCUCAUCCACGUCUCCUCCUGUCUGAUGAUCUGACCAGUCUAAGAAAAAGUGUGAACAAUCAACCAGUUCCUGAUAAUCCAGAGAGAUUUGAUAAGUGUCUUUGUGUCCUGGGUUCAGAGGGGUUUAACUCAGGGACACACUGCUGGGACGUGGAGGUUAAAGAGAGUCUGUGCUGGAGUAUUGGAGUCACUACAGCAUCAAACCAGAGGAAGGGAUGGGGUUUCUUUAAUAGUGAUGUCUGGUGUGUGCAGUAUCAUGAAUCUCCAUAUCUCUCACCAUUUACAACAUUUGGUUUUCCUGUUAAACAGACGCUGGACAGUGUGAGAGUGUAUCUGGACUAUGACAGGGGAACAUUGUCAUUCUCUGAUCCUGUAACUAACACACAUCUACACACAUUCACAACCACCUUCACUGACACCGUCUUCCCAUUCUUAUAUUGUUAUAGUUUAUUGCCUCUAAAGAUCUUACCAGUCAGCAGUCAGUAAUCAUUACACCUGUAGAUCUGAAUAUCAGUACAUACAGACUGAUCUCCGCUCUACAGACACACUCACACUGACACACUGCUGUUAUACAUCAAUAAAUAAUACAAUUAAUUUAGUGAGAUCAAUCAAACUGUAGAUGAUUGAGUUUAUUAGAUCUGUCUGCUGAGGUGAAGUUAAUAUCAAGUCACUUCAUUUCAGUCACAGUAUAUCCAGCUUCAAUCUUCAGCGUUCAGACACAGAAAACAUGGAAACAUCAGGGAAUAUUAAAACUAUGAUCUUCAGGCCUGGAUUUCUGUUAUGAUAAUAUAUUUUUAUUCAUUAGUUUAUUCUCUAGAUUUAUUAAUCAAGCGUCAUGCUGCACUGAAUUAAAACACACGGUGAAGGUUAAAAUCAAUCAUGUUAUUUCUCAAAUCUGACCGAUGAGAAACCGUGAUGUGUUGUGAAUCCACCCAGAUUUUAGGAGUCAUGACUCAAGAAAAAAAGCUUAAAAGAAAAGGAAAAAAAUGUUAGUUUUUGUUUGUUUGUUUGUUUGUUUUCAUUGUGAAAGUGUGUUGGUUUUCAGACUUUCUGUUGUUGGUUCAAAUGUUCAGAGGAAAAACAUUGUGCUAAACUAAAAACAGUGUUUAAAUGUGUAUCACUAAAGAUCAAAUCCAGUAUAAAUGACUUUCUAGUGUAUUUUCAUCAAGGUUAGCUCAGUUCAGCUCAGUUUUGGUUGAGAAAGUUCCUGUUUACUUAUUUAAAUGUGAAUAUGAAUAUAGAGCAGUGUUACUUUAGUAUAGUAAGUGUUAUAGUUUUUUUUUAUUAACAUUUUAAAUAACUAAAAUCUCUCUCUCUCUCUC
Carassius gibelio (silver crucian carp) is the source of this 2439-nucleotide messenger RNA. Its product is annotated as zinc-binding protein A33. Bases 224 to 1603 code for a protein of 459 amino acids. The record is from RefSeq and is a predicted model, not a curated record. Gene Ontology annotation, molecular function: protein binding; zinc ion binding. The transcript has 6 exons. Lineage: Eukaryota; Metazoa; Chordata; Actinopteri; Cypriniformes; Cyprinidae.